UUGAGAAAAGUUUAUGCGUAUUUUUAGAGAUGUAAAAAAACCUUGUAGUUUUAGUUAUGAACAGUUGUAGUUGAUACUUUAAAGAAGAAAAAAGGUUGCAUUAAAAAAAAGAGGGAAUUACAUGACAAGCAUCAAUUCUUGGCUCAAUGGAAAAUUCAUUACUAACUACAAAACAAUCCAUGGUUUUUAAUAAAGUUCAAUCACCUUAUUCAAUUGAUGUAACGAUAAAAGUACCAAAGGAAAAUACAACAAAAAAAGAUAAUGGGGAAUCGGUGAUAAAAAUAAAUUCAUCAAUUUUUGAUGACAAUGAAUUGUCUGAUUUAACAAUUAUUGACAAUCAUUAUGAAAAUAAUUUUAUUGUUUCGGAUAUUUCUAAUCUCGGUGAUGAUGAAUCAAAAUUAACUAAGUUUUCAUUUAUGGAAAAAAUGUCAAUUCAAAAAAUUAAUAACUUAAUACAAAUUUUGAAGAGUACAUUAGAAAAGAUGAAAUUGAUGAUAAUCAUCAAAAUGAUUCACAGUAAUAAGAGAAACACAAUGACAAAUGAAAUAAUGGAUAUUAAAUCAAUGUGUUCAGAAAAAAAUAAUUCAGAAAAUAAUUAUAAAAUACAAACUGAGAAUAUUCGGAAAAUUCUAUUACGUGAAAAUGAUAAUAGUCAAGUGAAUACUGUCAUGAGAAAUAAAAUAAUUAUCAAAUUUAUAGAAAUGUUUCUUAGCGCAAUAUUAAUACUUGUCUUAGAACUGCAACCAAAAAGAAUGUCUUACGUUUUUGAUUUUUAUUCUCGUCUCAUAUGCAUUGUUGGAUUUUGCGGUACACUAAUUCUGUUAGGCAAUUAUAUUAAAGAGAAAAAUAAUGAAUCUGAUAAUAACAAUCUAUUCAAAUGGGAUUUAAUAUUCUGUAUAUUUAUGUUUCUCUCAUAUAUUUGGCUCACUUUUGGAAUAAUUUUUAUGUAUCAUUUUUAUAUUACAUAUCCUCUCUCGUCAUUGGUGGUAUUUGGUUUCUUAAUGCAGUUGAUUUUCUUUUUGGAUAUAAAGAAUAAUUUAAUUUGCAGAAGAAACAAUAACUAAAGUAAUUGUUUAUAUUUUACUUUUCUUAUUGUGGCAUUACACAGGAAAUAUAAUAUAUCGAAUUGAUAUACUUUUUACUAACAACACCAGUUAAGUAAUUAUCAAAAUUGGAUCGAAUCAAAAUUUAUAAUUUGAAAAUACGAAAUUAUUUGAUAUCGAUUUAUAAUCAUGUCAUUUCUUUUCUAUAUUUUUUUAUUUUGAUAUAUUUCCUUUCCCUCCUCUUUCCCAACAAGCCAAAAAACGAAUUACAAUAAGUAUCCUAUUUACAAAAUUACCCCAAUGGAUCAUUUACAAAAAUGAAGUCCUUGAUGAAACUUAUAUAUUACAAAUUUUCUACUACAUUUAUGGAGAAAUGAAAUAAAAUUUAUUAUAUUAUGAAAGUGGGGGACAAUUUUAUUCAUAGGACAUAUUCUCUUUGUGCUGUUCAGUCUAUAGAGUAUAGAAAUUAAACAUAGUAGUUUUGUGUUAUAAGUGUUAAAAUGACGUCGUUCAAUCCGAGCCAAAUUAAUUUAUUUUCUAUUCAAACAAAAGUUUCCAAAAAACCAUAUUGGUAUUUAUUAUCUCUUUCGGGACAAUUAAAAUUUACUGAAUUUAUUUUGUUUUCAGAUGUUUAGUUUAAUUUCUCUUGUUGCAUAUUAUAAUUUUUACUUUACAACUUAUGAUUAUGUUAUUAGUGACGUUAAAAAAGAAUAUAUAAUAAUUGAAGCAAAAAGAAUUUUAAUAACUGGAUUUUAUUGCUACAAAUGUUUGACCUUUGCUAUUGUAUUUUUUACAAAUAUAACAAUAGUGUUCGACGUAUUUGAAAUAAGGGAGAAGAUUAAGAAUAAGACUUUUUAUUAUGUUGAAUGUUUUUUUUACUCUAUUUCAUGUUUUGUGAGUAUAUUUUGUGGAUAUUUAGCAAUAUACACCUACUUAUUGCUUAACGAAUAUAACAUUUUCGUCGAUUUCACUUUACUCAUAGCAUCUGUGUGUUCAUUUAUAGGAGCUGUCUUAUUUUUUAGUGAUUUCUGCAGAGUUUAUUCGAAAGAAAUGAACAUUAGAAAUGAAUUACAAGCUUAAGAAAGAAAAGUGGCAAAAAUUCAUGGUUAAGAUUAUAAAAAUUAUUUAUUAUGUAUAUUGGGAACUAUAAAUUAGAAACAUAAAACAAAUGUACCUUUGUUCUAGACACAAUGAGAAUUUACAUCGAAGGACUUUAAAUUAUUAUAUACAAAAAUGAUUCAUCGGCGAAUUAAUUCUUUUUUCAUGUAUUUUAACAUUUAUUUCACAAUAAAUAUUUUACAAUAUUUUAA
Messenger RNA from Leptopilina boulardi, 2353 nucleotides. RefSeq lists its product as uncharacterized. The transcript is spliced from 8 exons. The coding region runs from base 147 to 1064 and encodes 305 amino acids. NCBI's taxonomy places the organism in Eukaryota, Metazoa, Arthropoda, Insecta, Hymenoptera, Figitidae. The record is from RefSeq and is a predicted model, not a curated record.